Messenger RNA from Babesia bigemina, 6813 nucleotides. RefSeq lists its product as hypothetical. Bases 1 to 6813 code for a protein of 2270 amino acids. The transcript has a single exon. The record is from RefSeq and is a predicted model, not a curated record. Lineage: Eukaryota; Apicomplexa; Aconoidasida; Piroplasmida; Babesiidae.
AUGGCCCCUCAAUUUAAGAAGCUCACUGACUGCCCGGAAAACCUCCGCGAGGCCAUCGAUUGGCUGAUACAGAUUAAGAACGGGAAAACGGAUGGUAUUAAGAACUUGUCAGAGGCUUUGCAAAAGUUCAUUACAGAUGCUAUCUGGGUUACUCAAGAUGGUAUUAAUAGCCGAAAGGAAAAGGUCGAAAAAAUAUAUGAUAUCGCAGCGAAGCGAUCUAUGCUUAACAAACUUGGCGAGCAGGAGAAAUCCUUCGAUAAACUUCAGGAGAGCCUCACCCCAUUAUUAGAGAACCUACAACUGACUUCGAAAUAUCCCGAAAAAAACUUUUUAACGCAAUUAUGUGCCGGCUUAGAAACCUUUAUAGGCUACAAUUCUGGAAAUUAUACUGGGGAGGGCAUAGUUUACGGCGAUUGUGACCGCCUGCGAGACGCCGUUACAAUGUUCUUAAAUGGAGUGUUUGACAGUAUUAAAAGUGAUGAUGCGGUAGGGAAAUACGUCGUUAAUGUUGAUGAGAUCAUAAAGUUUCUCAAUAAGAAAAUUGGUAAUGGACAUGCGGGAUUUAUUUCUGCAAUAAGCAGUGUGGAGUCCACAUUGUCUAUGUGGAAUAACAUGUUUACACAGCGGACUAACGAGGUUAAGGGUCAAUUAGGUGAGUUGAAGGAUAAGCAUAUAAAUAAGUAUUCGCAGAAUAUUGAAGCUGUGAAAGACAAUGGUUGUACAGCGAUAAAUACUUCAUUAAUGCAGUCUAUAGUUAAACUCAAAGCAUUUUUGACUGGCAUUAGGAAAAAUGAUGAAGGAUUUAAUGGCCUUGAUACUGGCUUAAAAGAUAAAUUGAAUGUGCCGCUAGAAAAAAUUGAUGAGGGAAUAGAAAUGCUGCAGCAUGCUUUACAUGACGAAGAUUUAUCGAGAGCAGUGAAAGUUAUCGAGUCGACUUUUAAUAAAUUGCCUGCCGAACUUUAUAAAUUCAUAUCCGAUAAUGUUACGAUUACAAUUGGUGAGUAUGAAAAAGCAAUUAAAAAGAUCAAACAGAAAGUUAAAAAUGAUAUUGUCGCUUUACGUGACGAUUUCAUAAAUAAACGCCUCGCCCUGGCACAAAAAGAUUUGCAGCAUGCGGUGGAACGUGCAAACAGCAACGCUUCUAACUUGGGAGGGUUAAGGAAUGGAGUAGUUAAAAGUGCGAUUGAGAUUAUUGAAAAAAUGUUGAAUAGCGCGGAUACUGUUGAAGACCAAAAGGCAUUACUUGAUUUAAAGGCUGUGACUGUGGGGCCGCAGAUCGAAGCGAUUAGACAGGAGUUGAGUGAGGGCGCAACGAACAUGACUAAUGCAUUAAAAACAUUAAAUACUACGAUUGAAGAACCUACCGAAACAUUUAAAAAUAAGCAUCAAGAUGAGUUGAUAAGUCUCGUUGAGCAAGCCAGAAAUGAUCUAACAAAAGCUCUUCAUUGCGCCAACGAACACGCCAAGAACUUAGGAGGGUUGAAGAAUAAAACGGUUGAGGUGGCUCUAAAUCAAAUUGAAGAAAGAUUGAAUACUGUUGAUACACACGUUAAUAGUCUGAAAACGCUUCAGGAGUUGGCACAAGACCCUGUCGGAGUGCAUAUUGGGCAUAUUACGGAUGCGAAAAAUCCAGGUGGAAGCGCUGUUGAGAUUCAUGUUACUAGUUUGCAAGGUAAUAUUGAUGGCCCUGAUGAUGCAUUUAAUAAGCAUAAAUCGAAAUUAAGUGGUUUGGCCCGAAAAGCUCAGACGAAUUUGGAUAAUAUUAUUGGGAAGGCUCAAGACUGCAUUAUGGCGCACGGAGGGUUAAAUAACGUUUCGUUUAAAAAUGCUAUUCAGAAGAUUCAGGAGAAGUUGGAUACUGUGGAAACUGAUAGACUUGAUAGUAUGGACGCGUUAAAGAGAUUAGAAAAGGAGCCUGUUGGAAAUCAGACACAAGCGAUUAAACUUUUGCUUAAUAAAGAUGCGGAACAAAUUACCAAGAAUUUAAAAAACUUAGAAGAUAAAUUUGCCAAUACUGAUAAAGUAUUUGCGGGGUAUAAAAGGUCAUUGGAAAGCUUGGCCGAGCAGGCAGAAAAGGAUUUAGUGGAGGCCUUAGUGCAGGCUGAUGUAUAUGUAUUAUGCACAGACUUUGGAUUGAAAAAAAAAAUUAUGGAUGCGUUCGGGCAUGUAUUGAAGACUGAGUCUAAGAACAGGACGGGCGAAGCCAAAAAUUUGGCUAAACAAGUUGUUGCAAAACUUAAUGCCCUUAACAAAGAUUUUAAUUCAUCUUAUAGGGGUGACAUAAAUAAUACAUUCACUAAACUGCCAAGUUACAUUAGUACCAUAGAGAGCCGAAUUGAAGCCAAACUUCGAUCCAACGGAGAUAACGACACUGACAUUAUUGCUUGGAUUUAUGAUGUCACCUCAUCUCUUUUGGAUUAUACACUUAAAGAAGCCAACGCCGAUGUUAUAAAAUCCGACCAGGCGUAUCGAAAAUCGGUUAAGGCUGCACUUCAGCUGAUUAAGGUACAUAUACAAACUCUUAAAACGAAUGCUCAGAAUGACCAACUUGAAGGUUUUCUCGGCGGAUAUGAAAGACAUUUCUCCACUAUUCAAUCGGCCGUCACCGAUCAUUCUGUUUACGAUGAUGACAAAAAAGCGCGUGAGAAGUACUUUUCUAACCUCAUGCAACUAUUCAACGAUACGAUUUCCACACUGUCUGUUGCCUACAAAAAUGCAUAUAAGAGCGCUGCCAAAUCGUACCUCAGCGGGGCGAUUAGCAAGAUAAAUGCGGAAGUGAAAGCAGCUGAGGUGCAAUAUCAAAUGUCUAUCAAUGGCUUAACUUCUCGGAUUGCAUCGGAGAUUGUGCAUCUUAUGGAGAAGGCAAGACAAGAUAAACUUGGCGAAGUCAUCUCUAACAUUGACGCACCCCUCAAGCAGAUAACCGAAGCAAUCAAACAAAAAUCCGUCUUUCAGAGUGACAUCGCCGAUCGAGAAACGUAUUUCGACAAUCUGAGAGACCUUAUUACUAAUAAUGUGCAUACUCUUGACACCGCUUACCAAAAUGCAUACAAGAGCGCGGCUAAGGCUUAUCUCAAUGGAGCGAUCAGUGCAAUAAAAGGCGCAGUUAAUAAGGUACAACAUACUUAUGUGACUAAGGUUAAACUAGAUGUCGAUUUAUCUGGGAUUAAUCAUGAAGUGUUUACAAAACAGGCAACGAGAGCCCCAUUAACUGGAACGCUCACUGUACCAUUCACAGAGUUUCUACAGCAAGUAGAAAAAAACUCAAUAUUCAUAGCUGAUUUCACUGAACGUAAAGAAUGCUUCAACCAACUUCAGAAAUUAAUUACAGGCACACUUGCCACCCUCUCUGCUGCCUAUAAAAAGGCCUACCAAAGUUCCGCGAAGACGUAUCUUAGUAACGCAAUUUAUGCGAUUCGACAAAAGGUAAAUACAGCUGAAUUGCAAUACACGGCGGCCGUUAGUAGAGAAAUUGAGAAACUGAAAGGAAAAAUUACUGCGCUUCAGGAUGACAUUUUUAAAGAUGAUAAGUCGAAAAAAAAAGAGCCUAAGGAAAUGCUAAAAAGAAAGCAAUUAGGAGAAUCGUUUACCGAGAUUUUCAAAGAGCUGCAGAAAACUGUGGAAGAAAAUUCGGCCUUCCGUACAGAUUUGAAUGCUCGUAGGGACCGUUUCACUCAACUCCAAACUUUAAUAAAAAAUACGACGGACACUAUUGCUAAAUCUAGUGAAACAUUCGACAUAUGUGUUACUCUUUCUGAUCAUUACCUUAAUGAAUCUUUCAAGGAUGCUGAUCACAGGUUUAAUAUGCUUGGGUCAAGCGUUAAAGUUCGAGUUAAAGAAGCGUUCGACAAAAUCACUGCUGAAGUUCGCACGAUGUACGCCAAGGAUCGCAUAGCCAACAUAAGAGCCUUACAAUCGUUGGUUGAAAGGCAACAAAUAAAUGUGGGGAAAAUAAUUGAGGAAGAUAGACUCACCGGUAUCAAAGGUUUACUACAGUUGCUGAAAACAUGGUUUAAUAUGAAAAAUGCGGAACUAACAAAUGCGGAAACUAUGGGUUCGGUGGCUGCAAAGUUUAAAGGCCUCUACGAUAUUCUUCACAAGUACGUGAAGUUUCUAUACGACGGCAUGGAAGUGGAGGGCGAUAGCGAUACCGAUGACAAUCCCGUAUCGCGACCAGCCCCGCCACCCAUUUCGGGUGGCGGUUACAGAGCGAGGCCGGCCAUGCUAUCUGUAUCAUCAAAGGACCCGAAUGCACCCCAACCUGCUGGACGUGCAGGUUACUCAGGUGAAAUGCGCAGGACGUCCACAGGGCAACAGUUUUUAUCUGCACAGCCCAUUAAAGAUCCCAUUUCAGAUUACUUUGAUAGGCUUGAUCAUCACACUCGAGGACUUUUCGGCACGCUAUCGUCUGGGUACUUCAAUAAGUCAUUCGCAUCGAAACUCGAGGAAUUCGUACGGUUCCUUGAACCAAUGAGCCCGUUUAAGUUCGGCAGGCACUGCGAUCCUUUGCUCUACAUCCUCAAGUCAGGUCUUCAGUCUUUCCUUAGGGAACUCGGCAGGGCAUAUAUCUCCACGUACUGCGGAGCGGCUUAUGUUUUUAAGUGGGAAAUUAAUGGUGAUAAAUGCGCCAAGGUCUGCCUUACCAUGCUAGAGAUACUGUUCCAUGAUCUCGAUGGAUUGCGUAAUAAGGUAAAGACUAAAGGCGAGUGGAAUGAUAAACACAUUCGUUUAUAUAAUAUCGCUAAUAGUGAGAAAACUGAUAAUCACCUGGGCGCUUGGUUCCAGCAUCGCGGUUUUACAGUGUCUGUUGAUAAGGACACCCAAAACGGCGAGUUGAGCAGGAUCAAGACGGGCGCAGACAUAAUCACUCGACUGGUUGGCGAUGGCACGAGAGUAAACGACAAAAUAUACGCUGGGCCAGACAAAACGGAUGGCGCGCUGCAGGAUCUCCACUACCACCUUGAGAAAUACUACGAAGUAUGUCACCGCCGAGACAUCCCGGACGCCAGGGCACCGACCACAAUAUACGAAAUGUUGCAUUGGCUCGGUGGGCUCUGGUACAACCCUGUGUUCGUUCCUCUGCAGGAGAGCCUUAAAAAAUUGUUGGAAGAUGUCGAAAGGGAAAACAAAGUUGAAACUGAUAAGCUAAAAGUCGCUCUGCCUUAUAGGAGAAGCGUUAGCAUGACUAGAACACUGACUCGCAAGGAAUUAAUAUACGUGUUCAACAACUCAACAAUUCGCGCAAAUAAGAUGCUGAUCGCCAUACUCGGUCAUGGUCAAGAGGACGGACGGUACGCCUGUGACUUCCUCACAAAUCCGGAUGAUUUGUUGUAUCCAAGCAACCCAGAUAAAUGUCUCGAUUUGCUCGUGGAGAUAUCGUUGCGGGUGAAUCAUCAGAUUCGUUUCCUAUUUAAGCAGUGCCACAACGGUCCUGAGUGCGGUGGGUGGCGUGACUGCCUAUACGGCAAGGGUGUAGGCGGGUCUCGUUGGCAGUGCAAUGAGCUGCAAUGCUCCAACCAAGAGUGUGACCAAAAGUGCAGGCAAUAUUACUCCUGCGGCGUAAAAUCACCCCUGCAAUUGUUCCUGGAAGAUGGUUUGCCGGGGUUCCUGCCGCAUCCAUUCGAGAAGCCUGAUUGUAAGAUAACAUGUUCGCUGCCCAACCACAACGGCAUCCCGUGUAAGACGCCGAUGGGUUUCCGGGACCUAAGUAUACGGGCGUCUCAUCAGCAAAAAGGUGAACGUAUCAAAAAGGUGCUCGAUUGGUUCUGUGGCACAGAAAACGAAUCGCUGAACUUGCUUUGCUCCUAUUUCUUACUGCUGCUGCGCCGUCCUCCGCAAACUUUGUGCGACAUGUUUGCGUUUUAUUACAACUUCCUUGACCACUAUGAUGAUGACCGGUCAACGCAAAAAGAGCACAGGCGACUAGCAUUUAACGAUGCCGUCACUAGAGCCAAUCUCGGAUGUCCUUUCGAUGCCUUAAACCCAAGUACCAUAUUGUGUACUAGCAAACAUAAUCCAACCGACGGGAAACCAACCCAUGAGAAAGGUGACUUAUUCAGCCUCCUAUCUUGUAAUCCUGAGGAUUCGCCAACAAUGCCAUGCGGCCGAUACUUACAAUCUAUCGGCGACGACAUCCGACUGCUGUACUAUGGAGAGCACGCUGGUCUAUAUCUUUCAUGGAUUAUAUACCAGGCAGAAACAUUCUAUAAUUUACUUAAAGACCUAUCUGAUAGAUGUUGCAAAAGCUGCACGUCCCCAGGGUCAAUAUGCUAUGGUACACGCUGUGCCAAAGAUUGUCAUGUAGCAUCAGUUUAUAAAGCCAAUAAAUCAACUGACAAUAAAGAAGACUUAAAGGCACUCGAUGGCAAAAAGCACAAUGAUGAGUGCAAUUCCAUUGUAAAUUGCUCUAAUACACACUCAAUAUUGUAUACAUACGGAUUUACGUUUGGCAGUCCAUUCGACCUUAGCGGUGGAAAUAACAAGAUGGAGAAAAAACGCACGUGCCAAGAUUUCUGCCGCGCAUUGGACAACGUGCUUAACAAAGAAAAGCAUGUUGAAGCUCCACUUGCCAAGUUGGUAUUUGAUAUAAUUCCAGAAUAUCUAUGGGUGAUCAGAGAGCCCUUCUUCUGGACCACCGUAGCCCUAUGGCUCCUUUCUCUCCUCUACCUGCUCCACAUCAUGGUCAUCCGCCUCGACCUGCUCCACAUCAAAUCGCAUCUACAUAGUCCCUCAUCUCACCGCAUCGCCGCCCAAUCACUACUUGCUGCUGGACGUGUCAGUAAACUGGGGAAGAUAUCAUAUCUGCAACCUUGA